CAGACGUUGGCGAUGGUGCUGAUCAGGGCAAUCCGGAUCUGAAAAGCAAUGCGAUAAUAAUUGACGUGCGCGCGGAGGAAUGGUUACACGAAACAUACACGAGCAACAGGUCCCUGAUAGCCUUGAGCAAAUAUCCAACUCUUGAAGUACCAACCACAACCUAAAGCACCAACAAACCUCUCCUCCAUAACGAACCGCACAACUUUCUUAUACUUUUGACGUUCAGAACUUAGUUCCGGUUUUAAGCAUUAAGACGUCCUCGGUUGUUCCCUCUAUUAUAGAAGUACUAUUAUCGAUUCGAAGUGCAGACCGAUUUAUAUCGGGCCGUCCUUCCUUUUCCUUUCUUUUCGUUUUGUUCCUAAAAUUUGACUCAGUGCUUCCUGAUUUACUUACUAAUACUAACGCAAGAAGCAUCAAAAUGGACGGACGCAAAGUCUCCGCGAGCAGCGCCGAGCGUGUCUUCGGGAAGAUGUUGCUUUGUUCUUUGCUCACGGUCGUUUCGGUCGUGGAGCCAUCCUAUACUUGCUUCUACGUCUUAGCUGCAGUGGAGCCGAACGGGAACGCGGAGCUGGACCUGGACACCACGGCGGGUCGCAACGCCCACACGAAUGGCCGUGGUUUCUUGGGUCCGCGGGACACGGGGAGAGUCGCGGCCGUGAACAAAGCGGCCGCCAGGGACGUUGGUUUCACCCGUGAGGAGUGGCAAGAGAUAGCGACGAAGAAUUUGAAGGCAAGAGCGUCCGAGGUAUUUGAACCCUUUGUGGCGAGCGACCCUGAGCUGUCUUUGAACCCGUUCGAGGACGAGAAGGUGUCUUCUCUUUUAAAGAACAUUGAAGAGCCAAAUGCUUACUCGCCCCUCUCGGAAAACGAGAAGCGACGAAUCGUGAUUGAAAAGAUGCACGAAAUCGUGAUUGAAAAGGCGCGGGAAAGUGGCAAAAAGGCCUAUUUGAAAUACCUUCUUCUUGAAAAGUUCAAAUGAAAAGCUUGUAGUGGAUCAUAACCUUACACUGACUUGAGAGUGGCCUCGUACUGACUAAGGCAUUAUGACGGGGAUGCUUUCAGGCGAUUGAUCUUGAUGCGCAAGUUAACUCAAAGAUCUUCUAUAUCGACGAGGACAAGGAAGUAGGAGGACCGAGAAAGCGGGUAGUCAAGGAAGAGGUAGGAACUCCCCCUCAUUCUGCCCCGUUGUUUUGUAUGAUGAAAGACCUUGUGGCGCUGACAUACUAGUUUUCGUUAAUAAAAGACCUUAUGGCGCCGAUUUCGCGCUGCCCAAGUUUUAGAAUAAAUCCAUGCGCUCGUCCUCCCUUUUAACCGGUACAGUUUUUUUCUUUGUACAACGAAGGAACAAGAGAAGGCAAAACACACUGCGUGUGCAUUGCUAAUUAGUUAGCUCUUUCAUAAGGUAGAAAAGCCGACUUUUCUAAGAACUCCGUCAGCUUGGGGUAAAGUCAUCAUUCAUUCAUGAUCCUGCUAGGAGGCUGCAGGACAUGUAGAAUCGCAAAAAGAGGACUAUUUUCACCGGAAUUCAUUGUGAUCGAAAGCAAUCUAAAAGCAUUAACAACUACAUACGGUAGUCUUAUUCAUCGGGCGGAAGCAAGCAAACCCAAACGAUUCUCGCCUGACCAUAGUGAUUAAGUUGUGAAGAUCGGCUAUAUUAAAGACAUGAAAAGAACUUUCCUGCAAUCUAUGUAUUAGCUGGCAACGAAGCAAGCCGCGGCAGGAGGUCCGGGUUAACGCGGUUGCCCUGCCAGGGAGUGAAACCCAAGGGGCACAACAACAACUGCACACAGGUAGCGGCAUUGCUUCCAGCCUAGAAAUCGUUCUUUUCUAGCACUACAAAGCAGCGGGGCGCAAGUGCCCCAUCACAGGCACAAGCCGCGUGGCUUAGAAACCUUUCCAUACAAUGUCCGUAGUGCGCUGUCCAAACUAAU
Messenger RNA from Amoebophrya sp. A120, 1931 nucleotides. The record is from the annotation of a GenBank genome assembly. Lineage: Eukaryota; Dinophyceae; Syndiniales; Amoebophryaceae.